CGCAGAAGCUUCUCGAGCGCGGUAUUAAAAGCGCAGCCCGAAGUUGCCGUUGUCAGUCUCGCAGAGAAUUACAAACGAACAGUUUGCACGUUGCGUAAAAUCGCGCGAACACAGCUUUGAAUACAGUCUUUGAAGUACUAGAAAAUUGAAUAUAAGUAUCUGAUAUAUAUACCGAGAUCGCUAAUAAACGAAGGAAAUAACAAUGUCGAAAGCACCGGCAGUAGGAAUCGACUUGGGCACUACGUACUCUUGCGUAGGUGUUUUCCAGCAUGGCAAGGUUGAGAUCAUCGCGAAUGAUCAAGGCAAUCGGACCACACCAAGUUAUGUUGCAUUCACCGACACCGAGAGGCUGAUUGGUGAUGCGGCAAAGAAUCAGGUUGCUAUGAAUCCCAGCAAUACUAUCUUCGAUGCAAAACGUUUGAUCGGUCGCCGAUUCGAAGAUGCAACGGUACAGAGCGACAUGAAGCAUUGGCCCUUCACAGUGGUCAAUCAGGAUGGUAAACCAAAGAUCAAGGUUUCUUACAAGGGUGAGACGAAAAGCUUCUUCCCCGAGGAAGUGUCCUCUAUGGUACUAACAAAGAUGAAGGAAACGGCGGAGGCAUAUUUGGGCAUGACUGUCACGAAUGCCGUUAUUACCGUACCAGCUUACUUUAAUGACUCUCAGAGACAAGCGACGAAGGACGCCGGCGCUAUCGCUGGUCUGAACGUUCUCAGAAUAAUAAACGAGCCUACAGCGGCUGCGAUAGCGUACGGUCUCGACAAGAAAACCUCGGGCGAGAAGAAUGUCCUCAUCUUCGAUCUUGGUGGCGGUACUUUCGACGUGUCCAUUUUGACGAUUGAGGACGGCAUUUUCGAAGUGAAAUCCACAGCCGGCGAUACUCAUCUUGGUGGUGAAGAUUUCGACAAUCGAAUGGUCAACCAUUUCGUUCAGGAGUUCAAGAGGAAGUACAAAAAAGAUCUGAGUACCAACAAAAGAGCAGUAAGACGUCUGAGGACGGCUUGCGAAAGAGCAAAGAGAACGCUGAGCUCAUCGACACAAGCGAGUAUUGAGAUUGACUCGCUGUUUGAGGGUAUUGACUUCUAUACGUCUAUCACCAGGGCCAGGUUCGAGGAGCUCUGCGCUGAUCUGUUCAGGAGCACUCUCGAACCCGUAGAGAAGGCAUUAAGGGACGCGAAGAUGGAUAAGGCUCAAGUCCACAGCAUAGUUCUAGUCGGUGGCUCCACCAGGAUACCAAAGAUACAAAAGUUGCUACAGGACUUCUUCAAUGGCAAGGAGUUGAACAAAUCUAUUAACCCGGAUGAGGCCGUCGCUUACGGCGCAGCGGUCCAAGCGGCCAUCCUGCACGGUGACAAGUCUGAGGAGGUACAGGAUCUGCUUCUGUUGGAUGUGACUCCAUUGUCACUGGGUAUUGAGACCGCUGGCGGUGUCAUGACCACAUUGAUCAAGAGAAACACUACAAUACCUACGAAGCAAACUCAAACGUUUACCACGUACUCGGACAAUCAGCCGGGAGUACUUAUUCAAGUUUACGAAGGAGAGAGAGCGAUGACUAAAGAUAAUAACAUUCUUGGCAAAUUUGAGCUUACGGGAAUUCCACCCGCGCCUAGAGGCGUGCCGCAGAUCGAAGUUACUUUCGAUAUUGACGCCAAUGGUAUUUUAAACGUUUCUGCGAUUGAGAAGUCUACGGGUAAAGAAAAUAAGAUCACGAUUACCAACGACAAAGGUCGUUUGUCGAAAGAAGAUAUCGAAAGAAUGGUAGACGAAGCCGAAAAAUAUCGAUCGGAGGACGAACAGCAGAGAGAAAGAAUCUCCGCUAAGAACUCUCUCGAGUCGUAUUGUUUCAACAUGAAGAGCACGAUGGAGGAUGACAAGGUUAAAGACAAGAUUGAGGCGUCUGAUAAAGAGAAAGUGAUUUCCAAAUGCAACGAAAUCAUCUCGUGGUUGGACGCCAAUCAAUUAGCAGAGAAAGAAGAGUUUCACGACAAGCAGAAGGAACUGGAAGCUAUUUGUAAUCCUAUCGUUACAAAGCUUUAUCAAGGAGCGCCUGGCGGCGCUGGUGGAGCAGGGCCCAAUCCUAGCACUGGUGGUGCCGGACCAACUAUCGAAGAAGUCGAUUAAUUUAGCUAAUUCGUUUUUCUUUUCGCACAGCGUGGACAACGCCAAAUAUCGUUUCUACUUAACGCAGGCCGCAUUGUUACAUAAUUUUUGCAUAUUUAUAUUUCGAUUCGUUUCGUGUAAAAACAUCUGUAUUUUUCAUUUUCUAAAGUCCAU
Messenger RNA from Harpegnathos saltator (Jerdon's jumping ant), 2272 nucleotides. RefSeq names its product heat shock 70 kDa protein cognate 4. Gene Ontology annotation, molecular function: ATP-dependent protein folding chaperone; ATP binding. The record is from RefSeq and is a predicted model, not a curated record. Lineage: Eukaryota; Metazoa; Arthropoda; Insecta; Hymenoptera; Formicidae. The coding region runs from base 203 to 2119 and encodes 638 amino acids. The transcript is spliced from 4 exons.